Messenger RNA from Pochonia chlamydosporia 170, 1275 nucleotides. Its product is annotated as cyclin-K. Gene Ontology annotation, biological process: positive regulation of DNA-templated transcription, elongation; regulation of transcription by RNA polymerase II. Gene Ontology annotation, molecular function: cyclin-dependent protein serine/threonine kinase activator activity. The record is from RefSeq and is a predicted model, not a curated record. Lineage: Eukaryota; Fungi; Ascomycota; Sordariomycetes; Hypocreales; Clavicipitaceae. Gene Ontology annotation, cellular component: cyclin/CDK positive transcription elongation factor complex; nucleus. The transcript is spliced from 2 exons. The coding region runs from base 1 to 1275 and encodes 424 amino acids.
AUGGCCAGUAUAGAUCGGUAUCGUCCGCCUCGCGAGGGCUACCAACCGCCUACCAUCCCUGGCGCCUCUCGACCCGAUGGACCAUCACGAUCUCCUGUCCCUCGACGAGAAGUCCCGCCUGCCGCUCCCACGCCUCCUCAGCAUAGUGCGCGAACGUCUCCGCCGCGGCCUCAAGGUCAGUCGCAGUCCGGCGAACAGUCGCCUGCGCAGUCUGGGCACAACGGCUUGAGUGCAGUGGCGAAUCAAUGGUCAUUUACGUCAGAGGAGGUUCAAAGCACACCUAGUAUCAUCGAUGGAAUACCGCCAUCAGAGGAAAGACUUCGGCGGGCAAAGGGCGUCAAUUUUAUCUACCAAGCGGGUGUGAUGCUUGACUUGCCUCAGAUUACCUUGUGGGUUGCCGGUGUGUUCUUUCACAGAUUCUUCAUGCGCUUCAGCAUGGUGCAAGAGAAGGGAGGAAUACACCACUAUAAUAUUGCGGCCACGGCGCUUUUCCUUGCAAACAAGGUCGAAGAAAACUGCCGAAAAACGAAGGACAUUAUCAUCGCCGUUGCCAAGGUGGCUCAAAAGAAUGCAAAGCUUAUUAUCGAUGAGCAAAGUAAGGAAUAUUGGAGAUGGCGAGACAGCAUCCUGACGUAUGAGGAGAUUAUGCUGGAACAAUUAACUUUUGAUCUCAUGAUCGAUAAUCCAUAUCGACACCUCUUUGAACUCCUCGGUCAACUCGAUAUUGUUCACAAUAAGAACCUGAGGCAGGCCGCUUGGGCUUUUUGCAACGACGCCUGCCUGACAGCAAUUCCCCUGCUGAUCGAGGCACGGGAUGUGGCCAUUAGCGCCAUUUUCUUUGCCAGUGUCCAUACUCACCAGCAAAUUGAUGACAUAAAUGGCGAGCCAUGGUGGAGAUACUUGAAUGGGGAUGAGGAACGCUGUGUCAACGCAAUCGAAGUGAUGCGCCAGUUCUACACGGAGAAUCCGCUUAGAAAGCAGAACCCGUCGCUGCCAUCACCCGCAUUCGACCUGGAAAAUACACGACGGCGUGCCGACACGCUGCUGAGCCAACCCGAUACCCUGUCCUCGAAUGGGACGCCAAUGGAGUUGGACAGGGCCAGCCGGAGCAGGAGCCCGGCGCCGAGAAUGAAUGGGGCAGAUAGGAGAGAUGCCAGCAUGACGCGGUCGCCGAUCAAGAGGAAAGACGCCGAGCCCGACUCAGCAGCCGACCGCGAGAGGGCCGAGAAGCGCGCCAAGGUGUCAGAAGAUGAGGGCGAGUUGGUGGAGGACUAG